Sciurus carolinensis (gray squirrel) is the source of this 1216-nucleotide messenger RNA. It is a transcript of the gene Thyn1, whose product is annotated as thymocyte nuclear protein 1. NCBI's taxonomy places the organism in Eukaryota, Metazoa, Chordata, Mammalia, Rodentia, Sciuridae. Gene Ontology annotation, cellular component: nucleus. The record is from RefSeq and is a predicted model, not a curated record. The transcript has 8 exons. The coding region runs from base 393 to 1058 and encodes 221 amino acids.
CCAGUGGCCGCGUUGCCCGUGGUCCUUUUUGUUGAGGGUGGGUCUGAUGUUGGGGAGAAUGGUUAAAUGGAUAAGACGGGGCUCAAGGGAAGACCUGGGAAGAGUUUAAGGGCAGGCUAUUCGAGGUGGAAUGGGCGCAGUUAACGGAGGGAAGGAUUUGACACCCUUAAGUACAGUUUUCUGCUUUUCGCAAAUCGGAAGCCCUUUGAACUUCCUCGCGUCGUCUCCAUCUUGCUCUGCGCUUUUCGAAGGGCAGUAGAGUUCCUUUUUGUAUCUUGCUGUUGAUUCCAGAACCCUCUGCACUUCAGCCCCUUGCAGAGAGAGACCAUGCCGAGACCCCGGAAGAGACCACCCGGGGCUGCUGGCCCAGGGAUGAAUGGCAUGCCAAGUGGAUGAAAGGCAGAAAUAAAGCAGUGGAAGAAAAGAAGGGGCAAUCAGAAAAACGUACCAAAUCUGAGAAUUUAGGUGAGGCAUCAGCUAAAGUGGAAAACUCCAGCCUUCAGAAGACUUCAGCCUUUAAAAAAUGUGGGAGGAAUCUAACCAACUACUGGCUGAUGAAGUCAGAGCCAGAGAGCCGAUUAGAGAAAGGUGUAGAUGUGAAGUUCAGCAUUGAGGAUCUCAAAGCACAGCCCAAGCAGACAGCAUGCUGGGAUGGUGUUCGAAACUACCAGGCACGAAAUUUCCUUAGAGCCAUGAAGCUGGAAGAAGAAGCCUUCUUCUACCAUAGCAACUGCAAAGAACCAGGCAUUGUAGGACUUAUGAAGAUUGUAAAGGAAGCUUACCCAGACCACACACAGUUUGAGAAAAAUAAUCCUCAUUAUGACCCAUCUAGCCAAGAGGACAACCCCAAAUGGUCCAUGGUGGAUGUACAGUUUGUUCGGAUGAUGAAGCGUUUCAUCUCCCUGGCUGAGCUUAAAACCUAUCACCAAUCUCACAAAGCUACUGGUGGCCCCUUAAAAGAUAUGGCUCUCUUCACUCACCAGAGGCUCUCAAUCCAGCCCCUGACCCAAGAAGAGUUUGAUUUUAUUUUGAGCCUGGAGGAAAAUGAACCAAGUUAACUGAGUAUUGCUGCAGUGGACAAGCCAUUACUCUAAAGGUGGCAAGGUUUUAUAAAACAAAGGAUGGUGUACAGAGGCUUGUGUGUUAUGUUCACCUGAUAUUUUUUACACAGAUAUUUUUUUUUCCUAUUUCUUUCAAUAAAACAUUUAAUGUCAAA